CUUGAAACACGUGUCUUUAACUUUUAUUUGUAUAGCUAUUUAAUCAUGGAUCAUUUUCGCGGCUUGUUUGAUAAACUCGACAAGGAUGAAGACGGAUUCAUAUCAGUUGAAGAACUGCAUAGUGAAAUGCGAAGAAUAGGUGUGGUACCAGUUUGUGAAAAGGCGCAAGCCAUCAUGUCCAAAUAUGACCAAAAUGAGGAUGGACUUCUAAGCUAUGAGGAAUUCCUCAUUUACAUGACAGACAGAGAGAAGCAUUGGAAAAUAGACUUCCAUGCCCUUGACAGAAAGAAAUGUGGAACAAUUGACCUGGAGGAUAUCAUGACUCUAUUUAAAGAAUUAGGUGUGGUUUUAUCAAAACCCAACGCAAGGAGGAUCAUUCAAAUAAUGGAUAGAGACAAUUCUAUGACAGUAGACUGGGAGGAAUUUCUUCAGCAUGUUAUCAUUAACCCAGCAGAUAACAUUGGAGAGCUGGUAUCUUCCUGGAAACAUAACCUGGUAUUUGAUGUAGGUGAGAGUCGCCCUGUGCCUAUUGAGCUAACCCAGGAGGAGACUGACCUAUCUGUCUGGGGGAAUUUUAUAUUGGCUGCAGGCUUGUCAGAUGCAGUAUCUAGAACUGUGACCGCACCAAUUGACCAGUUAAAGACCCGACUUCAGGUUUUUGGAUCCAGUGCUGUGUCUCUGGGAUUCAGAGAGCUACAGACUGGAGGUUUUAGAUCAAUGUGGCAAGGAAAUGCUGUAAAUGUCCUUAAAGGAACACCACAAUCAGUGCUUCAGUGCUUCAUCUAUGCACAGAUGAGGAUGUAUACUCUUGGCGAGAGGGACAGUCUGUCGGUGCAUCAAAGGUUUGGACUGGGCUGUGUGUCAGGGGCUGUAGCACAUGCUGUGUUCUACCCCUUAGAGGUGCUGAAAGUAAGACUUAAUCUCCAGCCUGCUGGCACCUACAUUGGAGUACUGGGAUGUGCCAAGUUGAUUUACCAUAAUGAGUCUGUGGCAGCUUUCUACAGAGGGUUCAAACCCAGCAUACUCUGCAUGAUACCCUAUGCUGGCGUGGAAUGUGCAGUGCAUCAGUCAAUUAUGAACUGGGCCAGACAGGACACAGCCCACAUCAGCGACCCCAAACUCUUCCUCUUCAGUUUUGCAGCGUUCGCAUCAGGACAGGCCACCAGUUACCCUCUCGCUGUCAUCAGAACACAGCAGCAAGCUCUAGCUAUCUGUUCAACCUCACAGAAACCUGCACAUGCUCUUCAAGGUCUCAUUGGAAUCUAUGAGCAGUACGGAGUCAGAGGCUUCUAUAACGGAAUGGGUGCUAGCUUUGUGAGGGCUGUUCCUUGCGCUUUGCUGAAUUAUAGCCUGACCACAAAAAUUGAGACAUUGCUUUCUUCAUUGCCAUAAUAUAGAACAAGAGUUGAGGAAAGAUGCCAUGUAACUCUUUCUUGAUUUGUUGUUCUUUUACUCUAGUUUGUUUGUUUUAGUUUUGGAAGGUCACAUAUUUUUAAUGCACCAAUAUCACAAGGUUACAAACAUCCAAUUUGCUGUUGUAUACUCUAUCAUUUUUAUCAUUGUUCUUUUAUGGAUUGAUGUUAAAGUGUGAUUGCAAUACUAAGCUAGUUGAAAACAAACACGGUAUAACACAGAGCAGGCAGCACAAGGAUUGCAGAACCCAAGCAGAUUUUAAACAGAAUAAAUGUUCAAUA
This is a messenger RNA of Xyrauchen texanus (razorback sucker), 1694 nucleotides long. RefSeq names its product solute carrier family 25 member 24, like (gene slc25a24l). The coding region runs from base 46 to 1392 and encodes 448 amino acids. Gene Ontology annotation, molecular function: ATP transmembrane transporter activity; calcium ion binding. The record is from RefSeq and is a predicted model, not a curated record. Lineage: Eukaryota; Metazoa; Chordata; Actinopteri; Cypriniformes; Catostomidae. The transcript has 10 exons. Gene Ontology annotation, biological process: transmembrane transport.